Molecule: messenger RNA, 738 nt
Organism: Terrapene triunguis (Three-toed box turtle)
Lineage: Eukaryota; Metazoa; Chordata; Testudines; Emydidae
Product: zona pellucida sperm-binding protein 1-like
Exons: 5
Biological process (GO): binding of sperm to zona pellucida; prevention of polyspermy
Cellular component (GO): egg coat
Molecular function (GO): acrosin binding; structural constituent of egg coat
Source: RefSeq, a predicted model, not a curated record
GUUCAGUGCCUCGUGGAUGGUCACUUUGUUCUGGUGGUCUCCAGGGACAUGUCUGAUCACCCUAUCAUCCUGGACAGUGUCCGGCUAGCCUAUGCCCAAACAGGGUGUGAUCCCAUCAGAAUGACUGAGGCUUUUGUGAUCUUCCGCUUCCCCGUCAUGCAGUGCGGCACCACAGUCCAGGUGAUUGGGGACAAACUGAUCUAUGAGAACCAGCUGAUCUCUAGCAUUGAUGUCCAGACUGGGCCAGAUGGCUCCAUCACCCGGGACAGCACCUUCAUCUUCCAUGCUCGCUGCAUCUACAAUGCCAGUGACUUCCUGCCAGUCCAGGUGGAGGUCUUCUUGCCCCCCACACCUGCUCCAGUCACCCAGGCAGGACCCCUCCGGCUUGAGCUGCGCAUUGCCACAGACUUGAGCUACAGAUCCUAUCUCACAGAGAGAGACUACCCUGUGGUGAAGGUACUCAGGGACCCUAUCUACAUGGAGGUUCGCAUCCUGCAGCGAACAGACCCUAACCUGGUUCUGUCUCUCCACCACUGCUGGGCUACCCCAAACGCAAACCCCCUGGAGCAGCCACAGUGGCCCAUCCUCGUGGACGGGUGCCCAUUCUUGGGAGACAACUACAGAACCCAGCUUGUGCCCAUAGGCUCUGAGCUGCCCUUCCCAACUCACCACCAGCGCUUUGUCCUCUCCACCUUUGCCUUUGUGGACUCAGCCUCCCAGAUAGCACUUGAUGGAGAG